This is a messenger RNA of Blastocystis hominis, 239 nucleotides long. RefSeq lists its product as hypothetical. Bases 12 to 185 code for a protein of 57 amino acids. Lineage: Eukaryota; Bigyra; Opalinata; Blastocystidae. Gene Ontology annotation, biological process: electron transport chain; mitochondrial respiratory chain complex I assembly. The transcript has 2 exons. Gene Ontology annotation, cellular component: mitochondrion. The record is from RefSeq and is a predicted model, not a curated record.
GUAGAGAAAUUAUGGUGUUCGGAAACUACAACGCAUGGAGAAGCCACCCGGCUGUCAAUCCUAAGCUUUAUCACGCCUUCCCCGGUUUUAAGUGGGCUGUCGGAAUUUUUGCCGUUUACUGUACCGGCGAAUGGGUGUACAAACGCUUUAUUCACAAGCCAAAACAAAUUCGGGAUGGUCACUGAGUCUGACGCUCCUCCUUAAAAUGAAUUAUUCCCUGUGUAAUCAAUUUUGAUAUU